UCUUAAUUCCAUGAACAAUUCAUGAUUUCAUUUAAUAAUAUCAGUUUUUUUUCUAGAAAGUUAUUAGUCGCAUCUUGAAUAAUUUAUAUUAUCGUGGUUAUUAUAUUUUGCGGAGAAAAAUGCCAGGAUUGGCGAACAUGAAUCGAUUCGGUCGAUUCGUAGAGAAACGGCACGAGGCUAUACUUAUUUCAUAUUUAAAAUGCUGUCCAUCAUUGUAUCACGUGUGUUUUGAUCCCAUUGGAACACAUCCAAAGAUCAGAGCCGUUAUAGGAUUUUUUCUUGGACUCACAUUAGGAAUAUUUUUCUAUGUGACCAUUAUACUUGAUCUAGCCUUUGAUCCAUACACAACUCUUGGACUUGGGGCAAUUGUCAUCGUUAUGCUCUCAGCUGGUUGUGCUUCAUCAAUUCAGGUGAGAUGCGUUUGUGUUCUCACAAUUCCAGCUUUUUUUGGAAGGUCAGGUCGGAGUAUGCUGAAAGCUCUGGUCCUUGGCUUCGUGAUAGCAGGACCGAUCUUUAAUCUAACUUACAAUGGAAAAGAAGUGGUUCGAACAUUUGCAUGUACCGCUCAACUCACCUACAACCUCACCAAGACCCGCUUUGAUCUAAUGUUCAAGCCCGUUCAACAGGCGAUGCUAGGGAUGAAGGAUAACAUCAAUGAAGUGAAAGACACGUUGUCAUCUGUAAGAGAUCUGAUCGGUCCUAUUGUGGAGGAGAUUGAGGGCGAGGAAGAGAUGAAAAGACUUAAAGAGGAAAACGAUUAUCUCGACGAGUUGCAGGGUGACACUAAGAGGAGUGAUGAGAUUGAACGCAAACACGAGAAAGAAUUGGAAAAUGCCAAAUCGCAAGGGGAUAUUUAUGAGGCUAAGUAUCGAGAGAAAAUAGAAGUUAGGUGUGAGGAGCAGUUGAGCAGAGGUUCUGAGCGUUGCCGAGAAGGAUUCGCGGAUGCUUACAAUAAAUGUUAUGAUACAGUGACUUGGCUGGCUGCUUGGUUGUUAUGUUGGCCGAUGAAAUUGACAUUUGUUUGCAACAUAGUUCAAGCUCUCGGAGGCUCCAGCAUCUGCAAUCCCGAGGGAAAAGUUGAUGUCGGCAUUGGUGAAGGAUAUGCAAGUCUGAAAGAUACCAGAGACUCCCUGAGCUCCGGUUUCAAAGACGCUCGUUUACAAUACAAACUCAAAAACGCGCCCCUAAUCCUGGACCUUCGCGAUGCAGGAGAUACCGCCAAAGCGGUCCUCCAUGACUUCAACAUCCGCCGGCACUUCUUUGAUACAGUAAUGACUCUCCUUAAACGCUGUCUAGCCUUUGUCUUCCUCAAAAUAAUUCUCAGCGCUCAAGACUACCAUGACCGUUACCUCACCGACAUCGAGCAUGAUAACCACUACAUAACUUCCUAUUUCCGUAAAAUUGACGCACGUCGCAGGUACCGAGGUAGUGCUGUCAUUUUGCCCCUGAAGAAGGUUGAGCUCCAAAAGUUCGUUGAUCCAUAUCGCCUGAAACAAGGAAAAAUCGAGAAGAAAAACUUGAUCGGCCAGACAGUGAAGCUAAUCCUAGAAAUGGUCACAGCAACGACAUUCGUUCUCCUCGAUCGUCUCUUCUUCGAGACUCUAGACCUCAUUCGAAGACAUGGACACAUGGAAUUCACUCAAUCAGGUCAUCACGACCUGAAUGUCGAUGUCAAGGGAACUGGAGUCAUAGCUUCACUCAUAAGAAGCGUCGUAAAGGGGUUCAACGUAAAAAAGAGGAUAAAAAUGGUGGUAACGAAUGCUGCAUGUCUUCCCCGUCCUUCAGAGCUAUCAAAUUAUAUCCUCCUGAAGAUAUAUGGAACCUACACUGCUAUCUGGAUUAUGCUCUUCGUCGCAGCCUACACACAACGUUUGAGAAGAUUGAUAUGUUCAUUUUUCUACAGAAAACGAGAGAAGAGACGAGUAUUGUAUCUUUAUAAUGAGACAUUGAGGAGAAGAUUAGGCUACUUCAGGUUUAUGAAGGUCAAGGUGAGAGCAUUGGUGAGAGCAAGUUUGUUGGAGAGGGACAUGGAUCCAUGGGUGGCAUUGAGGCUCAGGUCACCCACAUGGUGUGGAUGGCUGAAAUUCUUUGCCUUCGCCAGGCUGAAGUGUCUGAUCUGUGGUGAACCUGAGGGAAGGAAGGAAACUUUUCGAAGGUGCGAGACACCAGGGUGUGAGUUCAUCCACUGCUGGGAAUGCUGGAGGGACAUGGGAGAAGUUUGUUUAGCAUGCAUGCCAGGGGAAACUGAUGAUGAGGAGGAAGAGGACUAUGACACCCAGAUUGAGUGAUAAGUUGUAACCGUAUCGUGCAGUUAAUGAGUAUUCUUUGAAGAUAUAAGGUAUUCCCCGAAGGGUCGGAGUGAUCCAGAAGUUGG
Molecule: messenger RNA, 2374 nt
Organism: Fopius arisanus
Lineage: Eukaryota; Metazoa; Arthropoda; Insecta; Hymenoptera; Braconidae
Product: DC-STAMP domain-containing protein 1-like
Exons: 6
Coding region: 120-2288 (722 amino acids)
Cellular component (GO): membrane
Source: RefSeq, a predicted model, not a curated record